Paramecium sonneborni is the source of this 1464-nucleotide messenger RNA. NCBI's taxonomy places the organism in Eukaryota, Ciliophora, Oligohymenophorea, Peniculida, Parameciidae. The record is from the annotation of a GenBank genome assembly.
AUGGGAAUGGCAGCCAUUCAAAACAACAAUAUUGUUCAUAAUGGGCAAACUAUUAGAAUAGAAGGCUCUAAAGUUAUCAACUUUUAAAACUCUAAUCAAGGCUAUUCACUUGAUUUAAAGUUAUGGAAGCCCUUUCCAUUUAGUACAAAUAUCGGAUGGAAUUGGCAUAAAUCCUGGAAUAUCCCAGAAUUAGAAUGUUAGUUGAAAGUAUAUAACAAGUUAAUAACUAAUAGAUCGAUAAUGAUUAAGACCAUCAUAUACUGAAUACACUAACAAUAGUGGCCAAUCUAUACAUUGUGAAGCACAAUUACGAUAAAAUGGAAAUGGAAAGCAUAGGAUGCAAAGGAAGUCCUGAGAGUGUCUUUAGAAAUGGAAUUUCAAUAUUAAGAUAAUUAAAGUUCAACACAACAUCAUAUAAGAAUGAAGUACUAUAUUUAUAUAAUAAUUUAAGUAUCAAAAGUUCAAAAUAGUUGUCGUAAUCACUUAAAUCAAUAGCAGCCAGUAGUCCGUUAUAGAUGCUAAAUGUUCACCUUAUAUAUUUGUAGAUUCUCGAAAGCAUGCCAGAUAAUAAGCACUCAAUAACAAUAUUCAAUUGAUUAUUGAUCCUUUUUUACCUGAAAACUUGGAUAAAGAAUUUGUUAAAAAGGAGAGAAAAAAUUAACCUAAAAGUUUAUUAAAAGUUGAUAAUACAAUCCAAGGUUUAAUUAAUUACUUCACAGCUCCGAACAUUAGGCAUAAAAUCAAACACCCAUUAUUCUUGGCAAUCAAAUUUGAUAAAUGUGUCAAAUUGUACUUAAAUUAAUAAAAUUUUGUUAAAAACUCUAAAGAUGUCGUUUUAAAAGUCCAAAGUAUCUUGAUGAAAUCAAAUUAGGAAAGACAAGAUACUGAUAAAGGAAUGGCUUUACUAUUUCAAAUUGAUUAAACUAAUGAAUUGGAAUUUAAAAAAGUAAAAUUUUUUUUAUUAUCAAGGUUUAUGAAAUCACAUAAAUCUUUGAAAAUGAUAUAUUUAUGCUUUACACUAAGCAAGAUUAGAUACCUGAAAGUUAUAUUCCAGUAGAAGAUAUUUCAAGAAUGAAAUAUUAUUAUAAACAGUUGUAUCCAAAUUUGAUAAAUCAAAAAAGUGGAAUGAGUUUUAAAUUAGAAAUUUAGGAAGAUUAGUAAAUUUAAAAAUAAGUAAAAUUAAACGAGAAGGAUUAUGAAAACUAAAUAGAUACUCAUUUAUAAAUUAAAUAAUGUUAAUAAUAAAAUUAGCAAUAAGAAGACUAUAACAAUAAUUAAAGUUUUAAUUAUAAUAACCAGGUUUCGAAUUAUUAUAAUUAAUUUUAAUAAUAAUAAUAGCAAUAAUAACAAUAAUUCUAAAUUUAAUAAUAGUAAUGGUACAAUAAUAUGUAGUAAUAGCUAUACCAAUAACAUUAAUAUUAUAUGAUGCAACAAUAACAAUAUUAAUACAAUAGAUUUUAUUGA